UAGAAAUAGCGCGGGAAGUCUGAAGACGACGCGCGCCGUCGAUUCGAAAGCCGUUUGAUUCACGCACAACAUGUCAGCCAGAGCGUCGUCGACAAAGAUCACUGAUAUUUGGCAACUUGAUAACGGUGACCACGUUUCAGUGAAUUGUCUGAGCUCUGUAGACGGUAGCUUGGCAUCAUUGUAUCAUCAUGGUAUAUACAAUGAUGGGUGUGUGUAUCAUUUUUCCGGUGACACUAAACGAGAUGCGAGUUUGAAGGAAUCUACAAUUGAGGAUUUUCGGAAUGGACGAAGUGACCUACGUCGUAUCAAUUAUGAUGGACAGUCAUGUUACAAUUCUCAACAAGUUGUGGAGAGAGCCAAGGAGCUAGUUCGAAAUGGGGCAUGGCCAGGAUACCAGCCGCUCUCCAAUAACUGUGAGCACUUUGCAACAUAUUGUAAGACAGGGAUUCCCUACUCCAGUCAAGUCAACGACAUCUGUAGUAGUAUUAUUAAAUCUCUUGAUAUCAUUAGUAGUAUUAUUAAAUCUCUCAUUAAAUCUCUCAGUAUCAUUAGUAUUAUGAUUAUUAGUUUACUUAUUAUUAUUGCCAUGGUGUUCUUGGCUAUGGGUUACUAUAGGUAGUAAUCCCAACAAUCUUUUUACAAGGAUGAAUUCAGUCUAGACUUGAUGAUUCGCCAUUUAUGUGAACAUAUAAUAAAAAUAGUUGAACAAAAAUGACUAGUAUGUUUAGUGGUUUUUAUGUUGUC
This is a messenger RNA of Corticium candelabrum, 744 nucleotides long. RefSeq names its product lecithin retinol acyltransferase-like. Bases 71 to 619 code for a protein of 182 amino acids. NCBI's taxonomy places the organism in Eukaryota, Metazoa, Porifera, Homoscleromorpha, Homosclerophorida, Plakinidae. The transcript has 2 exons. The record is from RefSeq and is a predicted model, not a curated record.